Molecule: messenger RNA, 4152 nt
Organism: Phragmites australis (common reed)
Lineage: Eukaryota; Viridiplantae; Streptophyta; Magnoliopsida; Poales; Poaceae
Exons: 1
Coding region: 251-3766 (1171 amino acids)
Source: RefSeq, a predicted model, not a curated record
GCAUACUCAAUAAUUUAUUGCCACUGUUUGCAGCCGUUCUGUUGGCGACAUUGACUUCACUGUUUAUCAAGUCUUCUCUUCUUCCCCUCAUCUGUUUCGCCACUGUUAUUGUUCUGUUCUUGUUCGAGAAAUCAAAACAAUCCUUGAAUAGCCUUUGAAUCUUCCAGAUUAUAUCUGUCACCCGGAGAUCUGUUUCCCUGCUGCUGCAAAUUCAAGGAUAGAGGACAGCUGAGACUUGGGAAGUAGCCAUAUGGCUACUGGCGUGCAACCCGAGACCACCAUUGAUCCGAUGAACAGCACAAUUACUCCAGGACCAGGCAAUGAAGAGAUUGAAGACAGCAUCGGCGGCGGCGGCGGCAGGCAAGACAACAUGGACGAAUCAUCCAGCACAUGUUCAUCGGUUGAUAGCACCCAGGAUGAUUUUGAUCUCUUGUGGGGACUGCGGAAGUAUUUGGUACUGCUUGGAAUCUUAGCAGUUAGUGUGACUUACAAUUCUGGAUUAACACCACCGGGGGGAUUUUGGAAUAAAAAACAGGAUGGCCAUGAAGCUGGUGACCCUGCCCUUCGUGUUGAGUUCUACCAACGGUAUGAGGUAUUCUUUUACUGCAAUGCAACAGCCUUUGCUGCAUCUCUUGUCUUAAUCAUCUUGCUUCUAAGCAAGAGUGUGGCCAGGAAAAAGUUAUGGCUCCGUUCCAUGCAAUUUACAAUGAUAGUGGACCUAUUCAGUCUGAUGGGGGGCUAUGCUGCCGGGAGCUGCAGGGCACUUAAGUCAUCCAUUUACAUAUGGGUUCUAGUCUUUGCUGUUUUCGUAUAUCUUUGGAUUCAUAUCCUAGUAUCCACAAGGCUUGUUCCACCAACGCUGAAAAAGAUGGUGAAUAGGGUGGUAAUGCAAAUUCUAUCCAAACUGGGUAUCUGUGAUGGGCAAACGAGUCGCCGUCAAGAGAAAAAAGACCUUAAGGAGGCCCGCAAGUUCAUCUUGACGCUUGUAACUUUUGCUGCUACUGUGACAUACCAAGCAGGGUUAAGUCCACCGGGUGGCUUUUGGGCUGAAAAUGAGUACAAGCAGCGUCCAGCUACUUCUGUUCUUCGCAGUCACUACCUGCACCGUUAUAACAUAUUUGUUAGUUGCAAUUCGACCUCCUUUGUGGCAUCUUUGGUCACAAUCAUACUGCUUCUGAGCCCAGAAUUCAGCAGGCAUGGAAUAAGGUCCAAAGCAGUGGUUGUUUGUGUGGUAGCUGACCUAUUUUGCCUAAUAGGUGCCUAUGCUGCUGGAUGCUGUAGGGAUAUAGCAACAUCAUUUUAUGUUAUGUUUAUUAUUGUCAUAGUUUUGAUCUGCAUUGCAUUUUUAGCUGGGAUCUUUGUUUACCAACCUGUAGCAGACUGGCUAAAAAAGAUCAAAUCAGACACCGUAUGGUGCAUGGGUGAAUUGGGUCGGGCACUCUCAUCAAAAUUUGGUAGUUCCAGAUCAAGCAACGCAGGACGAGAGAGUUAUCAUGCAAGUCAUCAUCAAGCUUCAGUCCAUGAACCUGAUGCACCUGCAGAAAACAAUGCAUCUGAACCAGAACACCAGUCUCCAGACAAUCAGCUAGUUUCAAAUUCCAGAGAGGUGGAGUCCUGUGGGGGGCAUCCAGCUGCACACAAACAGAAAACGGCAAAUAUGAAGGAGGCUUUGUCCAACUCGCAGCAUCCAUCAGAGAACGGUCAACAAUCAGUAAGAACCAAGGAUUUUGUGUUCAACCUGGAGCAUCAGUCUACAGAAUGCCAGCUUGAUGCAAACAUGAAGGAGGCACGGUCCAGCACAGAGCAUCCAUCGUUGAUCUGCCAGGAAACUGCAAAAACUAGGGAUGAUAUGCCUGCAGACAGCCAACACAUUGCAGGUAUGAAGGAGCAAUCUUCGACUGAUGACAACAAAAAUAUGCCAGCAGAAGGCUUUUCUGAUCAAAGUAUGUUACCUAAUGACUGCAAUGACUCCACCAACGAUGUCAUAGUUGAUGAAGGGCCUUCUUUGGCUGUGGAAGCCAGUGGCAAUGUGAACUCUGCAGAAGAACACACAUCGGGUGGAUAUGAUAACCAUGACAUUGAGAUUGGUGGUAUUAAUAACAGUGCAGAACAGCUUCAGAAUGGUCAUAUUGACAGCAAUCGAGGACCACCAGAUCAAAAUGCUCAUGGAAAUCAAACUGAGGAGCAUCUAAACAAGACCCGCACAUAUCUGCUUCUUCUUGCCAUUCUUGCAGUAUCUCUGACAUAUCAAUCAGGUCUGAAUCCACCAGGUGGGUUCUGGUCAGGAAGUGAUGCUCAUCAUUCACCUGGUGAUCGCAUCCUUGAGGACAUUUCCCAUCCCCGCUUUAUUGCAUUCUUCUAUCUCAAUGCAGUCGCAUUUGUGGCAUCUAUUGUCAUGAUCCUUAUGCUCCUGGAGAAGAAUAUGAUCAUGCAGAUUACAAAACGACGUGAGUUGCAGAUAGCUAUGAUAGUCGAUCUACUUUCCCUAACUGGGGCUUUCGUCAUGGGGAGCUGCAGGGAGGCAAAGAAGUCCAUUUACAUAUCCGUGCUAGUAUGUCUUGUGCUUUCUUAUGUUGCAGUUCAUGUCUUGAUUGCAGUUCAUGUCAUCCCACCAUACUGCGAAAAGAUUGUAUCAGAAAAACUAAAGAACUUAGGCCAUAAGCAGACAGGGAAUAUUACUAAGGAGUUCGAACGGAGGUGUAAUCUACUACUGACACUUGCUAUUCUAGCUGCAACUGUCACAUACCAAGCUGGCAUCAACCCUCCAGGCGGCGUAUGGUCUGAUGACAAGGAUAUCGGUGGCAUACCAGGAAAUCCAAUCCUUCAGGACAACCAUCGAAGGCGAUAUGAUGUGUUCUACUACUCAAAUUCAGUCUCAUUCGUAUCAUCUGUUGUUAUCACAAUACUAAUUGUGAAUAAGGAAUCCUGUGAGCAUGGAAUCAAGUCUUAUGCACUGCGAGUUUGUUUGGUGGUAGGCUUGCUUGGCCUCCUGAUUGCCUAUGCUGCAGGAAGCUGCAGAAAUCGCAAACAAUCCAUAUUUGUCAUCAUCAUUGCUGUGGCUGUUCUAAUAUCCCUUGUGAUUCAAGUUCUGCUAUCUUCAGUGCAUGAUACACUAGGCAGACCAUUGGCUCAACUUAUGGAAUGUCUGCAGCAACUUAUGGAAUAUCUGCAGAGGCUGGUUUAUCGUACUGAGAAUGGUCGGGAAAUUACUUCAGAGUCACUGGAAACUUCAGAUUGUGAAGAAAAAUUAGUGAGAAAGAGGCACAAGUAUCUCAUGCUUAUUGCCACUUUAGCAGCCUCAAUCACAUACCAAGCUGGUCUGAACCCGCCUGGUGGCUUCUGGUCCGAUGACAACGGCCAUUUCGCAGGCAAUCCGCUCCUUCAUGAUAUCAAUCGCCGACGCUACAUGACAUUCUUCUGCUUCAAUGCUAUCUCCUUCAUGGCAUCUAUUGUCGUGGUCAUGCUUCUGCUGAGUAAAUCUGUUAGGAAGAAAAAUGUCCCACUUGAGGUAUUGCUCUUGAUCAUGAUACUAGACCUGCUAGCUCUCAUGAUAGCUUUUGCUGCGGGAAGCUGCCGGAAAUUUAGGACUUCGGUCUAUGUCUUUGUGCUAGUAGCUGGUGUGGUGGUAUAUCUUGUGAUUCUUUUUGUUUUGUCAAGAGGCAUUGAAAAAUGUCUGAGAAAGUUGAAGAGAAGUGGGCUUUUGUGUUCAAGACAUCCUGAACGCAUUUCAAAAACAAUCACACCGGUACAAGGAGAGAAAGUUUGAGGAAUCCUUUUCUACAGCCACCCUGUUAAGUUAAUAAAUCUUCUUCUUUUGUAGUGCGAUGCAAGGCAAACAAAUUACUGUGCUCAGUUCUGAUCAUUGUUUCUGGAUUCAGAUUUACUUGAAAGCUGGUGAUGCUGUAUGGUAUUGAACAUUGUUUUAGAAGUGUCACAUUUGGAUUAAACCCUGGCUACAUGUUUUAAAGUAUUCGUGUCAUCUUCUGUAUACUUCUAUGAAACUAUAAACAGGCUAUGAAAUUUGUAGUUAAUUAUUUUCUGCACAUGUAUGAUUUUUCUUUUCUAUAUGAUAAGCCAGACUACCGGAUGCUGGAAGGCUGAUUAUAAUUUCUCAAACUCUGCAGCUUUAUUCUGGGUUAGAAACUGAGAUCA